Pelobates cultripes (western spadefoot toad) is the source of this 366-nucleotide messenger RNA. Lineage: Eukaryota; Metazoa; Chordata; Amphibia; Anura; Pelobatidae. The record is from the annotation of a GenBank genome assembly.
AUGCGCGCCGUUUCGCGCGUGCACGUUUGUAUCGCGUGCACGCUAGCUUCAUUCGCGUGCACGCCGGGUCCGCGCGCACGCUAUACACUGCGCAUGCGUCUGGUCCCCAUGAGGCAGUUACAGUUCCUCCUACUCCGGAGUGGCUUCCGGGUUUGUGCCGCGCAUGCGCAGUUAACGAGCGAUGAAUUCGCUCGUUUUGAGCAUGCGCGGAUAGGCGGUGACGUCAGAUAUGACGUCACACGCCUAUUUAAGCGCCAAAGUUGGAUUAAAUUAUUACCUGAUGUCCUCAUUAGGUCUUUAGAGGACCUGUUUUCUUACAGUUCUCAAUUUGAAUUGCGUUUAUAUUUUACUGGAAAAUCUAAGAAG